AUGAGACCGACCAAAUACGCCCCGAGAAAGCAAACAGCUAAAAAGAUUCCGGCAUACAACAAGCGUAAAACAUCAAGAGCGGAAGAAUACGCGCCGGCUCCUCAUGUUUUUACGAAUGAUGAUCUCCAGAGUGUGCAAAUGUCGAAGGAAGCAAGAUACAAAGCUGCAAUAAAAAAGAGAAUAGCUAUUAUGAGAUCGAAAAGAGCAGCUACGAGAGCAAACAAUAACGAGUCAGAUAAUGUGGAUAAGAAACGUGAACAUAUUCCAGCAAGCCGUAAAAGGAAAAAGAAAGCUGCUGAAUAUGUUCCAUUAGAUGAUGCUCAAAUAGGACUCAAUGAUGAUGGGUAUUACGACGACGGAGAUCCAAACUAUAUGUGUGAAUAUUGUGAUGCGUUCAUGUGGUUUGGUGAACAUAUUAACAAAAGAUUCACUUCAGUCAGACCGGUCUUCACUAUGUGCUGCCAUAAGGGAAAAGUUAGUCUUCCCGUUCUCAAAACUCCACCUAAACCUUUGCUAAAGCUCCUAUACAAUGAUGAUGAUGAAACAAGGAGACACUUUCGACAUUUUAUAAGGGCAUACAACAUGAUGUUUUCGUUUACCUCACUCGGUGGUAAGGUCAACAACGCUAUAAACAGUGGAGCUGCGCCUUAUUUGUUCCAGCUAAGCGGAGAAAACUACCACCUCAUAGGAGAUCUAUUGCCAGAGGCUGACAAUGCUCCUUCCUUUCUCCAACUGUACAUACAUGAUACCAUGAAUGAAGUAUCCAAUAGAAUAAAAGCUUUUGGGAAAUCUGGAGGAAAGGAUGGUGUACGGCAGGAUAUAGUUGAUAUUCAGAAAAAAAUGUUAGACGAUCACAAUCCUCAUGUCAAAGCAUUUAGAUCGGCAUCAGAGAAAUUUCAAGGAGCAGAGGAUAUGCAUGGAAUGAGAUUGCGCCUUGCUAGCGGAAGAAAAUCGGAUGGAAGGACACACAACCUCCCAACAGAAGAUGAUGUAGCUGCAUUGAUACCCGGAGAUUUUAGCGGUGAUAUGGAAAAACGAGAUAUUAUAAUAGAGAGCAGGAGUGGAAAACUACAGCAUAUUAGUGAGUUACAUCCGGCAUAUUUAGCACUUCAGUAUCCAAUAAUAUUUCCUUUUGGCGAAGAUGGCUUCAGAUUAGGGAUCGACAUUGGCUUCAUAGACGUUGAAGGAAGAAUAAGGAAAUCCAUAACGAUGCGCGAGUUCUUCGCUUAUCGUAUUCAACAGAGACAUGGAGAAUCUCCUAUAAUAGUUAUGUGCGGAAGAUUAUACCGACAAUUCCUGGUCGAUGCUUAUACGAUGAUUGAGUCUAAUAGACUCCGAUAUAUAUGGCUAAAUCAGAAAAAUCUGCAUUCGGAAUGUUUGGAUAAACUGGUGAAAAAGGCUGAUGAAGGAAACGGUGAUAUAUCGGAGACAGGACAAAGGGUUUAUAUACCUUCUUCUUUCACUGGUGGUAAAAGGUACAUGAUGCAACACUAUCUGGAUGCUAUGUCUAUAUGCAAGCAUUUCGGGUAUCCAGAUUUCUUCAUUACGAUAACUUGCAAUCCCAAAUGGCCUGAGAUAACGAGGUUCCUUCAGAAACAUAAUUUGAAUACGGAGGACAGACCAUAUAUCUGUUGCCGAGUUUUCAAGAUGAAACUCGAUAAUUUGAUGGAACAUCUAAAGAUGGACAAGGUUUUGGGUGUUUUGAAUUCAGCAAUGUACACCAUCGAGUUUCAAAAGAGAGGGCUACCACACGCUCACAUAGUGCUAUUUUUACUUCCUGAUUCGAAGCUACCCACUGGAGAUGACAUAGAUAGGUUCAUAAGCGCCGAGAUUCCAGAUAAAGAUAUGGAACCAUUGUUAUAUGAGAUAGUUGGAGAUUUUAUGCUUCAUGGACCUGUGGUGAAGCUAAUAAGAAUUUACAAUGAAGACGACCCGGUGGAAGAAGUGAUGAGUAGAAUUACGUCAACAAGAUCGAAAUUCUUAGCUUGGAUGGAGGCUAAUUGUCAGUAUGAAGAAGCAAGACAUCUAACCUACGCUGAGUUUCCAACAAAAUAUGUUUGGAUCAACAGAACCAAAGUUUGGAAACCAAGAGAAAAAGGAUUCGCCAUCGGAAGGCUUACGUAUGUUCCUCCUUCUGCCGUUGAGUCUUACUAUCUAAGAGUUCUUUUGAACAUAAUAAAAGGUCCAAGAAGCUUCGAAGAAAUUAGAACUGUGGACGGGUUAGUUUACGAGACCUUCAAAGAUGCGUGCUACGCGUUAGGUUUGUGUGAUGAUGAUAAAGAGUAUACAGAGGCUAUAAAGGAAGGUAGCGAAUGGGCUUCAUCAAAGUUUCUGCGAAGGCUGUUUGCUCUCUUGCUGUUAUCUAAAUGUGUUGCUUCACCUCUAGAUCUUUGGAACAAUACUUGGAUAUAUUUAACCGACGAUAUUUUAUACAGACUGAAAAAGAAGAGCGAUGCGACGCUGAGCGAGGAUGACCUAAAGAACAUAUGUUUGCGAAAAGUUGAAAAAUACUUGCGCAGAAAUGGAAAUUCAUUGAGCGACGUUGACGGGAUGCAUGUUCCGGAGGGCAUGGCGUUGGAUAAAAGUAUAAACCAGCUAAUAUUAGAUGAGAAAAGUUACAACACUCCAGAGUUAAAAGAAGAAUACGUUAUGAUUAUGACGUCUAUAACUUCGGAACAAAGAGAUAUACACGAUAAGAUCCUGGAAGCCGUGAAAAAUGACAGUGGUGACAUGUUUUUCGUUCAAGGUUAUGGUGGUACCGGCAAAACUUUUGUUUGGAAAGUAUUAGGAGCGGCAUUACGCACUGAAGCCAAAAUUGUACUCAAUGUUGCGUCAAGCGGAAUUGCUGCGUUGUUGUUACAAGGUGGUCGAACGGCACAUUCUCGGUUCUCGAUACCACUUGUUGUCAAUGAAGGUUCAAUGUGUAAGAUAAGUAGUGGAUCUCAAAAAGCGGAAUUGAUAAGGCAAGCAAAUCUUAUUAUAUGGGACGAGGCUCUGAUGAUGAGUAAGUUCUGUUACGAGACACUUGACAGAAGUUUACAUGAUAUAACAAAGAAAGAUAUGAUAUUCGGUGGAAAAGUUGUCGUCUUCGGAGGAGAUUUUCGGCAGAUACUACCGGUUGUAGUCGACGGUGGGAGGGAGGAGACCGUCUUAACUUCGUUAAAUUCAUCCUACCUGUGGAAGGAUUGCAAAGUCAUGGAACUUACCAAAAAUAUGCGUCUGGAAGGGCGUGAUGAUCCUAAUAGGGUUCGUGAACUUGCCGAGUUCUCCAAAUUCAUUCUUGAUAUUGGCGAUGGGAAAAUCAACGAACCGAACGAUGGAGAAGUUGAGAUUGAUAUUCCUGAUGACUUGCUUAUUAAAGACACUGAGAAACCAAUGGAAUGUUUGAUAAAAGAAGUGUACGGUGAAUCCUUCAGGAUAGAGGUUGAUCCUAAGUUCUUUCAAGGGCGAGCUAUAUUAAGUCCAAGGAACGUAGACGUCGAUGUUAUCAACGACUACAUGUUAUCGCAAUUAUCAGGAGAAGAAAAAGCAUAUUUGAGCUGCGAUAGUAUAGAUACGUCGGACACAAGCUCAAAGGACGACAUGUUGUAUACACAAGAGUAUCUAAACAGCAUCAAGAUUUCAGGGCUGCGUAAUCAUAGUUUGACUCUUAAAGUUGGAACGCCAAUCAUGCUAUUGAGGAAUAUUGAUCCGCACGCAGGUUUAUGCAAUGGUAUGAGAUUGCUUAUAACCCAGCUUGCAAGCCACGUUAUUGAAGCGAAACUUAUAACUGGUGACAAAACUGGUAUAAAGGUGUUGUUGCCGAGAAUGUAUGUAUCUCCUCCAGAAGCUAGAUUCCCCUUUAGAAUGAGACGGAGACAAUUUCCAGUUGUCGUUGCAUUUACGAUGACAAUCAAUAAAAGCCAAGGGCAGACGCUGCAAAAGGUUGGUCUAUAUCUACCCAAACCCGUGUUCACGCAUGGUCAACUGUACGUUGCUGUUUCACGAGUCACGUCUAGAGAAGGAUUAAAGAUUCUAAUCACCGAUGAUAAGGGAAAGCCAAAGAAUAAGACUACCAAUGUCGUAUAUAAGGAGGUUUUCGAAAAUAUCAUAGCAAGAUAA
Messenger RNA from Microthlaspi erraticum, 4101 nucleotides. The record is from the annotation of a GenBank genome assembly. Lineage: Eukaryota; Viridiplantae; Streptophyta; Magnoliopsida; Brassicales; Brassicaceae.